Jaculus jaculus (lesser Egyptian jerboa) is the source of this 1071-nucleotide messenger RNA. RefSeq names its product triggering receptor expressed on myeloid cells 1 (gene Trem1). The transcript is spliced from 4 exons. Bases 1 to 732 code for a protein of 243 amino acids. Lineage: Eukaryota; Metazoa; Chordata; Mammalia; Rodentia; Dipodidae. Gene Ontology annotation, biological process: chemokine production; neutrophil chemotaxis; cytokine production involved in immune response. The record is from RefSeq and is a predicted model, not a curated record.
AUGAGGAAGGCCAGGUUCUGGGGGCUGCUGUGCAUGCUGUUCGUAUCAGAAGUCCAGCCUGCCUCUGACCCAGAUGAAGAAAGGUAUGAGUACACAGAGGGCCAGAGCCUGACGCUGGGCUGCCCCUUCAACAUCAUGAAGUACGCCAGUAGCCGGAAGGCUUGGCAGAGGCUGCAGGCUGGAAGGGAACCCCUCACAUUGGUUUCCACAGACAGACCAACUGGGAAUCCCAGUGAGGUCCGUGUGGGGAGGUACAUGCUGACCGAUGUCCCACGGGAGGCCAUGCUGCACGUCCAAAUGACCAACCUUCGAGUGGAGGACUCAGGACUGUAUCGAUGUGUGAUUUACCACCCUCCUAAGGACCCUGUCCUGCUCUUCCAUCCUGUACGCCUGGUGGUGACCAGAGAUCCUUCAGCUACCCUUGCUGCCUCUGACGUUCCUACUCCAAACGCGGCGAACAUUCCCACCCCUGCUGCCACAAAGAACCUGAGCAGCGCCGGGUCCACAACGCCGACCCAACACCUGCCCAGGUCACCUACCGUUGUCUCCUCUCCUGACCCCGGAGUCACCUUCACAAAUGUGACAAGUGUCGUCAGGUAUGGCUUCAGGGGAUCCAGGCUUCUGCUCUGGGUCUCUGUGUUCAUCUUCAUUGUUCCCGUGGUCUGCGGAUUCCUCAGUAAGGCCUUGGUUUUCAUCGUCCUGUUCGCCGUCACAAAGAAGUCAUUUGGCUGAUAGAUCCGCGAAGCCUCACCAUGAUGACUUCUGACCUCCGGCCAUGUCCGUCCCACAGGAAGAGAUCAGUGGAGGGAGGACCCAGGAGAAGCGAAUGACACGGACUGAACCUGUCAUCACAGGCGAAAUCUCUGGUUCAGGAUGUCCCCCCUCCUGGCCCUGCUGACGCCCCUGACUCCACUGAGCACUUUGGGUGUGGGUUUUGCCUCCUUGGAAGAGAGGAUGCAGGUCCCAGUGUGACCCGAACCUUCAUCCCACUGGUGGUUUGACCUGAAAUAAAGACAGAGCCGAAUGCUCACCGUUACCCUCUUGUGGGAUCCCUGAGCUUUAAUGGGCCCA